UUUAUGCUCGCGAGUCAUCCGAAUGAAUACUUGUGUGUUGCCAACAGUUUUUUUUAUUAUUUCUCCAGUUGUUUAUUUCAAUUUAAAUAAAAAAAUCAUUUGUUUAUUAAUAAAUUACAUAACUACUAUUGUUAUAUUAUUUAUAAAUAUACGUAUUUUAUUUAUAAAUAUAUUUUUUAUAAUUAAUAUCAAUUAAUUUUUAUGUAAACACAAGUUUUAUAAUUUUUUUUUUAUAUUUUUUUUUUUUUGUUAAAACAGUGAUUAGUGUUGUAACUUAAAAAAUAAUAAUAAUUUAUAAAAAAAAAUAUAUAUAUAUUUUAGUUUGGUUUUUAACGAUGCUUGGGAACUGAUCGUUAUCAAUAAGUGAAGAUUGACGAAAAAAAUACUUAGUGAUAAAAAUAAAUAAAAAAAAAAAUAAAAAAAAAAAAACCAAGUUGAUGAUUUUUUUUUGUAAAUAAUAUUUUGUUAUAAAUAUUACUGAUAAAAAUUAUAUUUUUAUUUUUUUAAUUAGUUUAAGUAAUUACGAAAUAUAAUUUUUAUAUAUUUUUUUUUUUUUUAUAUUAUUUGUGGUAAUUGUGUACUGACUUUUGUGACAUGAAAAUACGAAAUAUAUUUGAAUAAAAAUUGGGGGAAAAACAAAAUAUGUUUGCGAUUAUUUUGGAGUACCAAAAGGUCAAUAAAUUAUAACUAAAAAUUGAAUUAAAAAAAUUAAAAAAUGGACCAAUUUAUGAAUGAAAAUAAUAGUGAUAAUAUGGAUGUGCUAAAUGACGUUUUGGCAGUUCUUGAUGCAGAUGUUGAUUUUAAUGGACACAAUGAUCAUCAUCAUCAUCAGCAACAACAACAACAGCAACAAGAACAGCAACAAAAAUUACAACAGAUUCAGCACUAUCUCCAACAACAACAACCACAACAGCAACAAAUGUUACCAUAUACUUUUAUUGUUGAACAACCAGCAAGCAAAGCAAUAAGAUUCAGAUACAAAUGUGAAGGAAGAUCUGCUGGUAGUAUACCAGGAGUCAACAGUACACCUGAAAAUAAAACAUAUCCAACAAUUAGAGUGAUUGGUUAUGUUGGACGAGCAGUUGUUGUUGUAUCAUUAGUUACCAAAGAUUCAUAUAGUGGUAAAUACAGAGCACAUCCUCAUAAUCUUGUUGGAAAAGGAUGCAUUGAAGAACGUGGUGUUUGUCAUGUUAAAAUAUCACCAAAUAAUAAUAUGGAAGUGUCAUUUUCAAAUUUGGGAAUUCAGUGUGUUAAAAAAAAAGAAAUUGGUACUUCAUUUAAAACAAGAAAAGAAAUACGUGUUGAUCCAUUUAAAGCUGGUUUUUCACAUAAAAAUCAACCAAUUGAAUUAAAUGUUGUUAGACUUUGUUUUGAAGUUUAUCUUCCAAAUGAAAAAGACGAAUUUAAAAUUCGUCUUGAGCCAAUUGUUAGUGAUCCAAUUUAUGAUAAAAAGGCAAUGUCUGAUCUUGUUAUUUGUAGAUUAAGUCAUUGUUGUGCAUCAGCUGCUGGUGGUACAUCUGUGAUAUUACUUUGUGAAAAAGUAUUAAAAGAUGAUAUACAAGUUAGAUUUUUUCAAAAAAUAAAUGAUGAAGUAAUAUGGGAAAAAAAUGCUGAAUUUACAACAAAUGAUGUUCACAAACAGGUUGCAAUAACAUUCAAAACACCAAAAUAUGAUUUAAAUCCAGAUGAUAAAGCUGUCAAAGUAUUUGUUCAACUUCGUCGACCAUCUGAUGGUGCAGUUGGUGAACCAAGACCAUUCGAAAUGAUACCAAUUGGUGCAGGUAGGCCCUUAUUUUGGUCAUUACAAAAAACAAUUAAUGAAAAUUCUUAUAUACCUAAAAAAGCAAUACCAAUUGAUUCAUCAAUAAUCCCAAAUAAUAAUGAUGUUAUUACUGAUAAACACAACAACAAAAACAACAACAUCAACAACAACGAAAAUAGUAAUAAUAUUGACAUGUCAGGUAGUAAAAUAUCAGCAUUACGUGCAUUUUAUAAUUUACAUACAAAAAAUAAUGAUAAUAUAGAUAAAAAAAAUGGCUUUAUUCCUAAAAAUAUAUCAAUUAAUAAUACACUUGAUAAUUCUGAUAAAUCUCAUGGCCAAGAGAGUAAUAUUGAGCCAGUAAUUAUAAACAAUGACAAUAAUAAAUUUCAAGAGAUAAAUAACGAAAAAAAAUGGUUUGAUUAUUCAGAAAUUGGUAAAUGGAUUGAAAAAAAUAAUCAACAAUUGAUAGAUAAUAAUAAUGGUGAUGAUGAGCAAAAUAAUAAUGACAAGUUAAAUGAAAUUGCUGAAAUUGAUAAAAUAUAUGAAGAUACACAUAAAAAAAUAAUAAAAACAAAAUUAAUAAAUAAUAAUAAAUCAAUGGAAAUUGAUGUUUUAGAUAAUCAAACAUACACAAGUUUACAAUUAGCUAUGAAAAAUCCAAUUGAAUUGUAUGAUGAUGAUAAAAGAUAUGAAGAUGUUAUGAUUGAAAAAACAUUGUCAUCAUCAUCACUAUCACCACCUCCACCUCCACCACCGCCAUUACUAGCUAAAAGAAGUGAAAUGAAUAUAAAUGAUGAAAAAUUACCACCAUUACCACCAAAAAGAAGUAAAAAAAUGUCAUCAAUGCCUGUGUUACCAAGAACAUCAUCAUUUACAACUGUUAAUGCACCAAAUAAAAAUUUACCAUUAUUACCUGGUACAUUAUUAAAGCCAAAACAAGGAUUACUAUCAAAGCUAUUUUCUAAAAAAGUUAAAAAAUUAAGUAAUGAUAAAAUAACAAAUGAUAAAAUUAAUACAACAUCAUCAUCAUUGCGUAAUAGUUUACAAGAUUUUACAGAUAAUAGUAGUACAAAUAAUAAAUUAAAUAGAACAAGUUUAAAUGGUGGUGCUUUGCCAAGUAGAUCAUGUGAUUUAAAAGGUGAUGAAUCACCACCAUAUGGGUUUGAUUUAACUGAAGCUGAACAUUAUGCACUUUAUACAGCUAUGGCACCACAUGCUACAACAUCAGAAUUUGAUGAAAUGUCAUUUUAUUAUAGUCCAGUUGAAGGUGGAAAAAUAUUAACUGAUGGAAAACAAAAUUAACAGCUCAAGCUAUUGUUAUUAUUUAUUUUUUUUUAUUGCUUUUUUUCUAGUGUGUGGAAUAUUGUGUUGUUUUUAUUGUUGAAAUUGUUGGUUGUAUGAUUUUUCUAGUCGAUUAUAAAAUUGUUAAUUAUUUUAUUUUUAAUUUCAGACUUUUUUUUUUUUCUUUUUGUUUUGUUUGAUGAUGAGCUGUUAUUUAAUUUUAUGAUUUAUUUAAAUUUUUAUUUUUUAAAUUAAUUCGUAGAUGACCCUGAUUAUUUAAAACGCAAGAGAACUAGAUAUUCUAACGAUCAAACGACAAAUUGUCUACAUGAAUUACAAAAUUCUAAUGAAAAUAGUGAGUAUUUUCAUGUUAAAAAAAAAUUGUUAUAAAUUUUUUAUAUAUUGUUAAUUAUGUAUGAGAAAAAGAAGAAGAAUUGUUGCUUUUCGUAUUUGGGCUA
Molecule: messenger RNA, 3501 nt
Organism: Aphidius gifuensis
Lineage: Eukaryota; Metazoa; Arthropoda; Insecta; Hymenoptera; Braconidae
Product: embryonic polarity protein dorsal-like
Exons: 7
Coding region: 716-3064 (782 amino acids)
Biological process (GO): canonical NF-kappaB signal transduction; inflammatory response; regulation of DNA-templated transcription
Cellular component (GO): cytoplasm
Molecular function (GO): DNA-binding transcription factor activity; DNA binding
Source: RefSeq, a predicted model, not a curated record